AUGAAGUCGAUUACUACACUAGCUCUCCUUUGCGUUGCCCAACUGGCUGCUGGACAGGCUGUUGUCGUUGGAGGUGUUCAGAUGGUGGAUGCGAGUGUCUUAAUGGCAUCGAAUUCUGCGCUUCCGGCAUCCACGGUCUCAUCUGACGCACCGAUGGUAACUUCCUCGGCAUCAGCUGAGCCAAGCGCAACAAGCGCCGAGGCCGCUCCCACCACUACUCCCGCGCCAAACCCAUACGAAGCAAUGCCUUACGAGAGUAUGGUUUCAGGUGGAUAUUCGAGUAUGGGGUGUGGGUAUGGGUACAAGAAGGACGAAAAGGGGUACUGCCAACCUGAGAGCUGGUAUUCGUUUGGCGGAUGUUACGAAACGACCAUCAUCGUGAACCAUAAGCCAAAGAGCUGCUCGGGUGCUGCUCCUGCCGCGACGGUUACUCACACUGCGACAGUAACCGUCACUCAUACACAGGCCCCGAUGACCGUCACAUACACCCAAGCCCCAGUCACAGUUACUCAUACCCAGGCUGUUACACACACUCAGCAAGUCACCUAUACCCAAACUGCUACCCAGACACAGGUCGUUCCUACCACCGUUCAUGUCACUCAGACGGAAACGAUGCACGUCACUCAGACACAGGUCCAGACUCAAACCGAGACGAUGCACGAAACUCAGACUCAGACUUUGGUGCAUAACGUUACCCAGACUGCGACUGAGCUCAAGACCGAGACUGCGACGGCGACCAAGACUGAGGUGCAGCAUCUGACUGCAACGAUGACAGAGGUUCAAACUACAACGGCAAUCCACACGCAAGUUGUACCUACCACGGUCAUGGUCACUGAUACUCUCACCCAAGUCCAGAAAGAGACCCUCACUGCGACUUCAACCGCAACCGCAACCCAAGUUGAGAUCAAGACUUACACCCAAACUCAGCUUGUCCCAACCACCAAGGUUUGGGUUUCCACCGAGAUCGUCGACAAGACAUCCGUUAUUGAGCAUACAUUGACUGCGACGAUGACACAAACACAGUUGAACACAGUUACGGCUACGGCUACUUCUACUGCCACUGCCACGGCGACGGCGACUCAGAAGGAGACUCUAACCGAAAAGUCUACUAUCACCGAGGUCGCAACCGUCACCCAGGUUCAUACGCAGGUGGUUCCUACAACCUACGUUUCCGUUUGGGUUAGCACCGAAGUGGUUGAUAAGACGAAGAUCAUCGAGCAUACCAAGAGCGCUACUGUCACCUCCACCGCGACCUACCUCCAGACGUCGACCGAGACUCAGACCGCUACGGCCACUGCUACUGCCACUGCAACCGUCACGAACCAAGUAACGCAAGUGUACACUCAAGUCGUCCCCACCACGGUUACCUCUGUUUGGGUUAGCACUGAAAUCAUGGACAAGACAAAGACCGUCGAGCAUACUUUGACUUCUGUGAUGACUCAGACCGCGACGCUUACUCAGACUAGCGUGGAGACGCAGACUCAGACUCAGACUCAGACGCAGACUCAGACAGCGACUGCAACUGCAACUGCAACUACCACGCAAAUAGUUCAGGAAACAGCCCUGUCGAGUUGUUUGAAUAUGUGCACGAUAAGUUGGUCUGUUCCAUUGCAUAUGAUGACAACUUCGACCACUGCCCAUGCGAUGCCCACCACCACGAGUCAUACGAUGGCCGCGAGCACUCCCACGCAUGAUUCUGGAUGUGGAUCUGGCGGUUGCGGUGCGAUGACAACUUCCACUGCAGCCGCUAUGCCCGAGAAGACUGGUGAUUCAUGCUACGGCUCGAGUUGCUCUUCGGGAUGCGGAAGUGGAGGGUGCAAGCGGGCGUAUGGGACCAAGCGCGAGCAAAAGCGCAGACUGCCCGUGACUGCGUAA
Messenger RNA from Rhizoctonia solani, 1875 nucleotides. RefSeq lists its product as uncharacterized. Bases 1 to 1875 code for a protein of 624 amino acids. The record is from RefSeq and is a predicted model, not a curated record. The transcript has 8 exons. Lineage: Eukaryota; Fungi; Basidiomycota; Agaricomycetes; Cantharellales; Ceratobasidiaceae.